Messenger RNA from Acanthochromis polyacanthus (spiny chromis), 5548 nucleotides. RefSeq names its product prostaglandin F2 receptor inhibitor b (gene ptgfrnb). NCBI's taxonomy places the organism in Eukaryota, Metazoa, Chordata, Actinopteri, Pomacentridae. The transcript has 15 exons. The coding region runs from base 321 to 2972 and encodes 883 amino acids. The record is from RefSeq and is a predicted model, not a curated record.
UCCCUCCUCCCUCCCCGUCCUCCUCCUCCUUCCCUCUCACUCGUUAAACCGGUUCGGUGUCGGUGUGUGGACCAUGUAAACGCUCCACCGGGUCUCGGACUUGGUGUCUCCGGAUUAAAGCAGCUCUGUGCGUCCGAUUUGCGUCGCGGCUCCGCCCGGUGUGCGGUGCGGUGCGGUGCGGUCGGUGCGGUGCCUCUAGACUUUUUUUUAUUGGAUCGUCGGACGGCGGCGGGAGCGGACCGGUGUGAGCCCCACGCAGGACAAAGAAGCCCGGAGGAAUCACGGGGAAAGCAGCGGAGUGGAACUAGACGUCAGCGGGAAUGGAGACGCGCCUCUUGCCGCUCACCUUUGCUCUGCUCCUCCUCGGAGGCUGCUCGGCCCGGGUGGUGAAGGUUUCUCCUGGUCCCUUAAUCCGGGUCGAGGGUCAGCCGGUGUCCAUCCGAUGCGACGUCACCGAGUACGGUGGACCUCGAGAGCAGGACUUUGAGUGGGAGAUGUCCAGAGAUGCCAACGGCCAGAAGAUAAAGAUCAUCUCCACCUUCGACACCAGCUACUCCCACCAGUCGGUCAGUAAACGCGUCGCGUCCGGAGACAUCUCGGUGGUUCGGCUGGAGGACAACGAGGCGGAGCUGAAGAUCUCCGAGGUGAAGGCGCUGGACGCCGGCUUCUACUGGUGCCUGACGCCGAGCACCGACUCGGUCAUCAGCGGAAACUACGAUGCUCAGGUGCAGCUCACCGUCAUCCCCAACACCCUGAAGGUGUCGCCCCAGAUGCCACUUCCGAACGUCCCUGAAGGCAGCGACCUCACCCUCACCUGCAACGUCACCCGGGAGCUCACCCACCCCACCUACCUGUCCGUCACCUGGCUGGUGAAGAAGGGGACGACGUCCGAGGAGAUCCUGACGUUUGGGCCCCAGGGCGACGUCGUCACGGGGGCCAAGUUUGCCCGCCGCUACGCUGACGGAGGCAUCCGAUUGGUCCCCGGCAAGAAUGGGGUCUUUGAACUGGUGAUUUCCAGAGUGACAACGUCCGAUGAGGGGAUUUAUGAAUGCAACGGGACAGAGUGGACGCACGAAAACGGAGGGAAGUGGAUAAAAAUCGUGGAGAAUACAAAAGAGAUGGGAACUAUUGCUGUUAUUCCAACAGGUCGCUCCCUCAGCGUAAAGGCUUCCUCCUCUUCAUCCCCCUCCUCUUCCUCGCUGCAGCUCUCCCCCGGUGACACCAUGACGCUGCUCUGCUCCGUCGCCGCCGACAACCUAGCGUCCGUCGCCCCGGAGGUCACCUGGCUGGCGGACGGCCGCGAGCUCAUCACCAUGGAGCGCAGCGGCGUGGUGGCGUCCAACGGCAGCCGGCGGGCCGAGGCCAGCCUGGAGAGGACCGCGGCCGGGGAGUACCGGCUGGUGGUCCGGGGGGUCGGAGGCCCCGAUGGAGGAAUCUACACCUGCAGGGUCCGGGCCUUCAUAGGCAAGGAGGGGCGGAGCUCUGGAGGAGGAGGGAGGUGGCACAUGGUGGCCGAGAAGACCUCCAGCCCUCUGACUGUGAAGGUGUCCGACAUCAAACCCAGUUUCACCGUGACCCUGGAAGCCUCCCAGAGCCCCCAGAUGACGGCCGAACCCACAGAGCUGGCUUGUCAUGUGACCAACAUCACCCAGUUACCUCCAGGAGGCCGACUGGGCGUCAGCUGGGAGCACACCACGCUUCCAGGUGUCGGGGACGAUCCUCAGACCUCACAUACCAUCGCCUCCUUGGACAGCAGCGGGAACCUGUCGCCAGGACCGAUGUACGCCGAGAGGCUGAAGACCGGCGUGUUGUCUCUGAGCAGAGUCCAGCCCAACACCUUCAAACUCAGAUUCCUCCGCACAGAGGAGAUCGACAUGGGCCAGUAUGUUUGCAACGUUUCCUCUUGGAGCGUCAACAGCCAGGGAGUCCUGCUGAGGACCGCCGUGUACGAAAGCUCGCCGCUGACCGUUCGAUGGGACACCAAACGUCCGUCUCUGAAUGUCGUGGCCAAACGUAUCCGCGAGGCCUCUGUGGGCGGAGCUACCUUUGAGAUGAGCUGCUCUGUCAGCACGGAGAACGUCGGGGAGGCGGGCUACUCGGUGCUCAUCCAAUCACAGGACAGCUUGGAUAGCAAUGUGAGAACCAUCAUGACUCUGAGCCCCGACAACGUGAUGCAGCAUGGAGGAGCCACAGACCCCAACAGGAGGGACAGUCUGGUUCUGACUAAGUCCGGCCCAGCAGAGUUCCGGUUUCGCCUGGCGGGCGUCCAGCUGUCCGACAGAGGCUUCUACUGGUGCGACAUCACGGCGUGGACCAAGCAGCAGCCGGGACAGACGUGGACCAAAGCCACCAGCUCCGAGUCCAACAAAGUCAAGAUCGACUUUCAGGAAAACGGCCCGUCCUUCUCCAUCGCCAUCCAAUCAGAUGCCAGCAGCGUGUAUCCGUGGGAAACGGCCAAGAUGGAGUGUUCGCUGAGCGUCUCUGGAUCUUCCCCAAAGACCGAUGACCUGGCCUACGAGGUGACCUGGUUCUUCACUCGGCUUCGAGGUGGACAGACGACGACUCAGGUGGCCACCGUCGACCGCUUCGGUGUCGUCAGGAAAAUGCUCCGCAACUCCUCCAGCGACGUUUCAGUCGAGCGUAAAGACACGCACACCUACCUGCUGAACAUUUUUGGCACUCAGGACAGCGACAGCGGCGAGUACCACUGCAUCGCCACGCCCUGGUACCUAUCGGCCUCCACGGGAGCCUGGACCGAAGCCGGAGAGCUCAUGUCAUCGAGAGUCUUCCUCACUGUCAAGUUUGCAGUGUGGGACUCCCUGAAGUUACCUCUCUUUUACGGAGCGGCGGCCUCACUGGGUGUGGGCCUCUUCUCACUGGUGUUCGGUCUGGUUUGCGCCCAGUGCUGCUGCCGCAACACGAUGCACACUCCGCGCUCACGCAACAAGCUGAUGGACCUGGAGAUGGACUGACAAACACUUUCCCCGGCGCCGACUCACUGCAGCGCUCACAGGAAGCACCAUACACUCAACCGCCACACCCCCGUCGAUGACUUCUGGGACAGUCAGCUGUUUCCAGGUGACGGACGUUGGGAAUAAACCCGAUGGACGGACGGACGGCGGUGCUUUACAUGGUGCUCAGGGUUCUAGCAGCUCUGCAGUGGAGGAGCGGGGGAUUUGGACGCUCGCCUUUCAGACUUGUUUUAUAAAAUCCGUGGCGCCUCUAGUGGAUUUGUUGAGCCUGCUGAGACAUCACUGCCACCUGGGAUUAAGGGAACACAUGUGCUGCCUCUGUAUCCGCUGGGGAAUAACACACAAAGCGCUCAGGCCGGACUACUCUUUUUUUGUUUUGUUUUUUCCUUCUCGGACUACAACCACUCUGUGCUUCUGAGUGACGGCACAUCAGCAAACCUGCUUGUUUUGUCGGAGAAUACUGAACUCGUUUGAUUGGACGUUGGGUUGAUGACACCUCGACGUCCGAACAUCUGCCUGAUGGAUCCUGUUUGUCGAGGAUGAACAGUCAGGCGGCAGAUGUCCUGCUGUCGAAAACAAAAGUGCUCCGAGGCAUUGCACUACCACCCCAGAGUAUUCCUACCUUAACCAGAGGACGAUAUUUACAUUUAUGCUCAACUCUAGUUUUUUGAAAAUUCAGAGAUUUUAAACCGAGAGACGUUUUUAAGCUUUACAAGGAGAUAUGCAGUCAGUGUGUCUGUGUGUGUGAUGUUCUGUACAUGGUGCCGACGUUUGAACUGACGGAGGCGCGCUCGGUUUCAGAUCAACACUUGAACAGCCACUAAAGGUGGCGACAGCAAGCACUCUUCUUUUCUAAAUAUUCACAGAUGUAUCCAGCUGUUCUUUUUGCCCGAGUCUCGUGUGUGUUUUGGUGUGAGUGCUGUGCUUCGGUGUGCGAGACAAAGAGCUGCAUGGACCGUUUUAUCAUGGCAGUGUGGGUCUGUUCCAGGGUCACGUUUGGACGCCAUCAAAGUCUCUAGACAUCCAGAGUCGCUUCACUAACGUCCACUCGGUUCCAACGGGGUGACGCAAGAAGCUCGGGUUUUGAAGGAAACAGUUUUUAAAGGAGUAGUUCGACAAUUUGGGAGCAUGCUGAGCUUGGCAGUGGGGCUGUAGUCAACAGUCGACUGAAACUGUACCGACUCUUUGACCAGUUAAUCUGCACAGUCUACCUGAGGCCUCCUUGGCCUGAAUGGACCAUAAAUCGAGACGAAACACCAAAUUUUGCGGCUUGUUUAGUCAUUUAAGCUUAGUUAUAAUAUCCUGAAAUACCACAAUAUGCACAUGAUUGAAGAAGAACUGAGGAAUAAAACAAGUUAGCUGCUCUUUUAUGAUGAGCCGCCGUGCCGGUUGUUCAACACCGACGACCUCUUAGACGCUGUGUCGCUUAGUUGGCAUCGGAUUCUCAGUGAUCUUUCAGGUAAAUAAGUUGGGCCUUCAUUAGAUUGUUCUGGCGCAAAAUGGUGAAAGUGUCAGGGUGUUUUAGGGAAAAUUCAUGAAGUUUCCAGCAAUUAACUGCACAAACUAGUUACCAUGUGAAGCAGCCAGUGUCGAGAGUGUGUUUUUCUGCAUCGUGGUCCAUUUGAAAUACAUACAUUUACAUUGGCACGUAUCGAGCAUCAUUGGAAAUGCUGAUAUUGCUGCAACUGGCUAAUAUUGACCGAUGUCAGGGAGGUUGUUGAAGUUUUCUCCUCGUGAAAACUUUUGCCGAAUGAGAGAGUAACAAGUGUAAAAACACUUCCUAAAGCACCACGGUGUUUGAUGCCGAUACAAAUUUUUAAGGAGUAAAAAAAUCUACUCCAACGACACCGUUUGGCUCCGCACCGGCACUUGUUCUGCUACAUGUGCUGCAGACGGUACUGAGUGUUUUUCUGCAUUGUGACCCUAUAAAAAUACGUACAUUUAUAGUGGCACGUAUCGAACAUCAUUGGAAAUACUAAUACAUCUGCGAUUCGCUAAUAUUGACUGAUGUCACAGCGAUUGUUGUUUUCUUCUCGUGAAAGUAACACCAGCAAAUGAGAAUGUAGUCCUCUGAGAGUCCAGUCGACCUGGAGAUUACAGCCCUACUAGAAGCAGGGGAGCCGCUAGCCAAGCUCGUCCAGAAAUGGAACUUUAGCUUUAAAUAACGGAAGCCAUCAGUCCUUCCAGCAGCUCCAGCGUCUUACAGCAUUUCCAUCUGAUUUACUGCACAAAUGAGGCUCCGUGAAAUUGCUGGAAGGCACUAACUCAGGCCAGCAGUUCCCCUUUGUUUCUAGUCUUUGUGCUAAGCUAAGCUACAUCCCACGCCAGUCGUACUUCUCAAACUGUUCCUCCCGAACCCUCCCCAACUACGAAUGCAUCCUCUCCCCUGACUCAUUUAGGAUGUUUUGUCUCCACACCUUUUUCGGAACGGUUGUAGAAAACUUGCACUUAAUAGAUAAAACUUAAAAAAAUGUAUAAAAAAUCUAUCUGUGAAGAGAAAUCUGCAAUAACCAGGAAGUGGGAUCAGCUGCUGAGUGUGUUUUUACAGCUGCUGAAUGAAUGAACACACUCCGAGU